AUGAGCGCGCCGAGCGAGAGCUAUAACUGGUUCUUGAUCGUCGUGGCGAUCGUGGUGACGGCGCUGGCGCUCGCGUGCAACGUCUACGUGCUCGUGCACUUUCAACACCCGGAUGAUCGCAAUCAGGCGUGGUUUCCGAAGAUCGUCGUCGUCACUGGAUUGACGCUGUCGGUGUUGUCGAUAUUGUUGCUGCCGCUGGACGUGGCGAACAGAGCGGCGUGCGAUGAAGCGAUUAUAGAGAGCGCGUGUCGGUACACGCUGCCGAUGGAGGACUUUUGGUACGCGACGUAUUUGACGAUGUUUGCGUACAUGUUCGUCUUGGUGCCGUGGACGUUGUUUUAUUACGAGCAAGAUUCCGAGGCGACGCUCGGAAAGAAGCUGGUGAGCUCGUCGAUUUGGAGCGUGGCGACGCUGUUUGUUUUGUUGAUGGCGAUGUUGCUGGCGUAUUACGUGGGCGGCGAAGCCGAGUUUGAGUUGAAGAGCGUCAAGUCAGGGAUGGCGUUGAUUGGCAACUCGGCGUUGAAUGGUGCGACGUCAUGUAUAGCGUUACCUUCAUCGCCAACGACGGUGACGAAUUUCGCGACUUACACCGCGACGAUGAGCGGGAUGGAUUGCGACGCCUACGGCCCAAACGUCGGAACGGAAACGUUCACCGUCCGACCGACGUUUAUCGUGUACAUGAUCGCCGUGGCGUCCAUUAUAUCCUGGUUCAUUUUCUUAGUGUACGCUGGCGUCGGCAUCGUCGCCCUGCCGGUGGAUAUGAUCAAGGGGUUCAUGAACCGUCCGCAAAAAGUCAUCCCGAAGAGCGAGUACAUUCGGUGCGCGACGAUUUUAGCUCGUGACGCGCAAGCGAUACAUCAGCAAAUUAAGAACGUUCAGAAGGAGCAGCGCGAAACUGGACGGACGAAAAAGACUAAAAAAGAUUUGAAAGAGCUUCAGGUGAAGCUCUCCCAGCUCGAGGAUGACGAAGUGGAGCUGAUGACUGUGUUUCCGCAAGGCGAACAACGCGAGGCCACGUGGUUGAUGACUGUGUUAGCGUACUACAUACAGUGCUUCCUCGGUGGCUUGAGUGUCAUCUUGAGCACGCUGUGGACGUUACACAUCAUCAUCACAGUGCUCGUCAAGCCCGCGGCGCACCCGUUCCUGAACUCGUUCUUCAUAUGGUUGGAUAGUGGUUGGUCGCUCCUCGGCACGGCUGCGUUUGCGCUGUUUUGCUUUUAUUUGGUGUUUUGCGUCAUCAAGGGUAACACACGGUUGGGUCUUCGAUUCUUUUUCAUGAAGUUGUAUCCCAUGAAAUUAGGUCGCACGAGCAUGAGUUCGUUGCUGUUCAACACAGGAUUGAUUAUGUUGGGCUCGAUUUCAAUCGUGCAAUUUUGCGCGCAAGUCUUCAACGUUUACGCGGCUGAAACGGCGGUGACGGAUAUCUUCGGCGGCAACAUCGAAAACCUAAAAGGUUUAGGAUAUCUUUUCAAGUACAACGUGUUCAUAUACUCGUUCUUCGCGAUGAUUUGUUUGUCAUGCAUCAUCAUUCCAUUUGAAACAUGGAAAACGCCGAAACCGAAAAAAACUUGGGAAAGAGACUCGGGUCGCAUCUAG
Ostreococcus lucimarinus CCE9901 is the source of this 1596-nucleotide messenger RNA. RefSeq lists its product with no specific name. The record is from RefSeq and is a predicted model, not a curated record. NCBI's taxonomy places the organism in Eukaryota, Viridiplantae, Chlorophyta, Mamiellophyceae, Mamiellales, Bathycoccaceae. Bases 1 to 1596 code for a protein of 531 amino acids. The transcript is spliced from 2 exons.